CGAGGGAGGCGUUUCAUUGCCGCAGUCCUGGACGAAAGAAAAAACGCUCUUCUUGAAGCGAUCAGAGGAAGUGCUCACAAUUCGGGUGGUAGGAUUUUUGCCCGCCUCUCUCAAAACCGCGCAAGAAAGCGACUCGGAAGCCAGCAAGGCCGCCUUGCAGUUCCAGGACUUCAACUCCAGCCGGUGAAUUGGCACCAUCAUGUCUCCUGAAGGUGGCAGGGCACCCUCCCUGCUUUGCCUGAUUGUCGUAGCGGCCGGACUAAAUAUCUACUCCAUCUCCUCAACAAAUACAUCUAUUGCCUCAAACAUUUUAAAAACAGAAUUAAUCAAUCAGACCCCUACACUCAACAGCAGUUUAUCAAAAAUUAUUUUAAAAACAGUUACAAGUCCUCUUACGUUUUCCUUUACAACUGCACUGACACCUACUGAAAAGGAUACAACCUCAUUGUCUAUACCUAAUGACACAUCAAGUACAUCAGUGAUGACUGUAUCAACAACUAAUUUGUUAUCAAAACCAAGCACUGGAUUACAAAGCACAGAACAAAUGCCAUCCUCGGUGAUGCCAGUUCAUAGCUCAGCAACAACUAAUAUUUCCUCUGCAGGAACUGUAGUUGCCACCACUUCAGGUAUUAUGAGUGUAUCAUCCAUCAGCAGCAGUUCAUUUGCUCCUGAGGAUUACACCAGCUCUUGGGUUACUCAGUUAUCAAGUACAGAAGUGUCCACAGUACCUGUGACCUCCAAGAAACACCCUGUUGAAGGAAUCACAUCUGAAGUCACUACUAAGCCACUCAUCUCAUCAAGCUCUCAAGGGACUUUAGCAAGUAAAGCAACUGUUGAGAUCACUCCUAUUGGCAGUGCCACACUCUCCUCAGAGGUAACCAUACAAGAGGUUCAGCAGGCUUUGAGUUCAGGAAGUAUUGCAGCUAUUACUAUAACGGUAAUUGCUGUGGUUCUAUUGGUAUUUGGCAUAGCUGCAUUUUUAAAAAUCAGGCAUUCUUCAUAUGGCAGACUUUUUGAUGAUCAUGAUUAUGGAUCCUGGGGAAACUACAACAAUCCACUGUAUGAUGAUUCCUAAUCUAAGAAUAUUAGCCAUACCAAAGCUGUUCUUGUGUCAUGAUGCACCUAAUUCACCAAAAGCACUAUGUUCCUGUAUCUUUUGACACACAAUCCUAUAUUUUAUUCCUUUUGCUGUUUUUCCCAAUGAAUCUUCAGAGUUUAAUAGAAACCAAACUCUAUAAUGUGAAUCCGAUUCAAGUGAUGCUUAUAAUAAAUAACUCAAGUCUUA
Molecule: messenger RNA, 1285 nt
Organism: Pantherophis guttatus
Lineage: Eukaryota; Metazoa; Chordata; Lepidosauria; Squamata; Colubridae
Gene: PARM1
Product: prostate androgen-regulated mucin-like protein 1
Cellular component (GO): plasma membrane; Golgi apparatus; late endosome
Source: RefSeq, a predicted model, not a curated record